UUGUUACAGAGGAACUGCGGAACGUGGUGCUGACGUCACGGCUCCAGCCAGGUGGCAUUCCAAGUGGAGAGAGAGGACGUGGAGCCACAAUCAGAAUUCCAAAUCAGAAUGCAAGUCAGAAUGUGAGGCGCGCGUGUUGUAAAUUUGAACCCUGCAAGCAACGAUUCACGGUCACACACAAUUUUGCACGGCAUAGGAGAUCAAGUGAAAGAAGAGCUGUCGUUUGCAAAAUAGCAGGGUUGGUGAGGAGGAUUACAGAAAGAGUGACUCGGAACUAGAAAAAAAGACCGAAACGGGUUAUCAGCAUGUCUUCUGCACAAGUGUCUUCAUCCAGGAGACAGUCGUGUUACCUUUGUGAUUUGCCCCGCAUGCCGUGGGCUAUGAUUUGGGAUUUUACGGAGCCAGUCUGUAGGGGUUGCGUGAACUAUGAGGGCGCGGAUCGGAUCGAGUUUGUGAUUGAGACUGCACGCCACCUGAAGCGGGCUCAUGGCUUUCAAGAGGGGAGAUCCCCCGGACCACCGCCGCCAGCCGCGGUAAAAGCUCAGGCGGCAAUGUCAUCCAAAGAGACGGUGCAGCUCAACCAUGUGGAUGGAUCCUCAAAACAACAGCAACCGGGGCUGGAUCGCUACUCUCUAAACACCGACAGACCACGUUUUGAUUACCCAGGCAUUAGCACGCAUGCGGGUAGGCUCCCUAACGGCCUGAGCGGACCAAAUGGCUUCCCCAAAACGGACGAUGGUCCCCCCGAACUGAACAGACAAAGCCCAAACUCUCGGAGGAGCCACGGUCUGGUCGCAGUUCCAGGACAAAUGACCGUGCCACCCAAUCUCCUCCCGCAGACACUGCUGAAUGGCCCUCCCGGUGCAGCGGCCAUUGCGCCGCACGGUCUGGCGAGCCGACCCCCACCGCCAUCCAGCAUGGGACAAGCGCUGUCCAUGGCUUCUCAGUCCAUGUCGGACGUGGGCAAAAGACCGGGCUCUGUAUCCAGCACGGAUCAAGAGAGGGAUCUGAAAGAGAAGCAGCGCAACGCGGAAGCUUUGGCUGAGCUGAGUGAAAGUUUAAGGAACAGAUCUGAAGACUGGGCAAACAAACCUAAAAUAGUAAGGGAGACAUUGAUCACACUUUCAAAUAGCACUCCUUUUAAUGUGAGGUUUAAGAAGGAUCAUUCGCUCGUGGGCAGGGUGUUUGCUUUCGAUGCCAUCUCAAAGCCUGGAAUGGACUAUGAGUUGAAAAUAUUUAUCGAGUACCCGAGUGGAUGUGGAAGCGUGUUUUCUAGUGCAUCGGGUGUCGCUAAACAAAUGUAUCAAGACUGUAUGAAAGAUUUUGGUCGAGGGCUUUCUUCUGGUUUCAAGUAUUUGGAAUAUGAGAAAAAGCACGGCUCUGGAGACUGGCGACUUCUGGGCGAUUUAUUGCCCGAGUCGGUCCGUUUCUUUAAAGAGGGAUUGGGCGCUGAAAUGCUGCCACAGCCGUACAUCGACGCCAGUUGCCCUUUGUUGCCUACUGCUUUGGUGAAUAUUCCCCGUGCCUUGCCAGCAGCGAGUGCUCCGAGGACUGGCAUGCGAAAACGCAAGGCGUCCCCGGAGCCCGACUCCGCGGAGGGUGCUCUUAAAUUAUCUGAAGAACAGCAGAGACAACAGUGGAUAGCUAAUCAGAGCGAGGCUUUGAAACUGACGAUGGCAUCUGGGGCAUUCGGAGCCUCCCAUGGGGGUCCCCCGCCGCUUGGACCCAGCCACCCUGUGCAUUCCAGUAGGACCACCCCUCCCGAGACUGCCCCGCAGAACGGACAGUCCCCGAUGGCUGCCCUCAUGUCGGUCGCAGACACUCUUGGCAAUGCGCAUUCGCCGAAAGACAGUAACUCCGUUCACUCCACCACCUCCACAAGACACAGCAGCAGCAGUCCGGUUUCCCCAGCCUCCAUAUCAGGACAGCGUCGUUUGGCUUCCCGCAACGGAGAAAUGAACCUGGCCGGUGCACAGCCUCAGUCCAGCACCCAUCCUAGCAUGGACCAAGGUCAUCCUCAGAGCAUUCCAGACUCUCCUAUGGCUAACAACGGGCCACUGUGCUGUACCAUUUGUCACGAACGUUUGGAGGAUACCCACUUUGUUCAGUGUCCGUCAGUUCCCAACCACAAAUUCUGUUUUCCUUGUUCUCGAGAGAGCAUCAAAGCACAGGGAGCCACUGGCGAGGUGUAUUGCCCUAGCGGAGAGAAAUGCCCCUUGGUAGGUUCGAAUGUGCCUUGGGCGUUCAUGCAAGGUGAGAUUGCAACCAUUUUAGCUGGGGACGUUAAAGUAAAAAAGGAGAGAGACCCCUAGAUGUUUGCUUCCUUCAAAAACACUAAACGCGUCAAGUAUAUAUAUACAUG
Messenger RNA from Megalops cyprinoides (Indo-Pacific tarpon), 2362 nucleotides. RefSeq names its product interferon regulatory factor 2 binding protein-like (gene irf2bpl). Lineage: Eukaryota; Metazoa; Chordata; Actinopteri; Elopiformes; Megalopidae. Gene Ontology annotation, cellular component: nucleus. The transcript has a single exon. The record is from RefSeq and is a predicted model, not a curated record. Gene Ontology annotation, biological process: regulation of transcription by RNA polymerase II. Gene Ontology annotation, molecular function: transcription corepressor activity. Bases 306 to 2312 code for a protein of 668 amino acids.